Cucumis melo (muskmelon) is the source of this 2015-nucleotide messenger RNA. RefSeq names its product hexose carrier protein HEX6. The transcript has 4 exons. Bases 279 to 1823 code for a protein of 514 amino acids. The record is from RefSeq and is a predicted model, not a curated record. Gene Ontology annotation, cellular component: membrane. Gene Ontology annotation, molecular function: monosaccharide transmembrane transporter activity. Lineage: Eukaryota; Viridiplantae; Streptophyta; Magnoliopsida; Cucurbitales; Cucurbitaceae. Gene Ontology annotation, biological process: monosaccharide transmembrane transport.
AGCAAGUCUGCCCCUUUCAAUAUUAUAUUCUCUAUCUUCUUCUUCUUCUUCUUCUUCUUCUUCUUCUUGUAUUUGUCUUCUUCAAGUUAACUAUCAAAGUUGUGAGAGAGCUUGAAGAAAAACUCUCUUUCUUAAUUAGAUCUCUUUAUGUCUGAUAUAUGUAAUUAAUUGUGCUAUAAGGGUGAGAUUAUUGUAAUUAAUUAGUGAUUGAAGUUUGAGGAUCAGGAAGAAGGAGAAGAAGAAGAAGAAAGAAGGAAAUUAUUAUUUGAAGAGUAGUUAUGGCAGUGGGAAUUGGAAUAGAAAGUGAAGGAGGGCAAUACAAUGGAAAGAUGACUUCAUUUGUGGUGUUUUCUUGUAUGAUGGCUGCCAUGGGAGGUGUUCUUUUUGGCUAUGACAUUGGAAUUUCAGGUGGAGUGACUUCAAUGGAAUCAUUUUUGAAGAAAUUUUUUCCAGAGGUGGAUAGAAAAAUGGAGGAGGACAAAGACAUAAGCAACUAUUGCAAAUUUGAUAGCCAACUUUUAACAUCCUUCACUUCUUCUUUAUACCUAGCUGGCCUUGUAGCUUCCCUUUUUGCCUCAUCUAUGACCAAAUCUUUAGGACGUAGACCUUCCAUUCUCUUCUCCGGCCUCGUUUUCAUUGUCGGGGCCGCUCUCGGUGGCGCUGCUAUGAAUGUUUACAUGCUCAUACUUGGCCGUGUCUUGCUUGGAGUUGGAGUUGGCUUCGCAAAUCAGGCAGUGCCAUUGUACCUCUCUGAAAUGGCACCAUCAAACUACAGAGGAGCUAUCAACAAUGGCUUCCAAUUCAGCGUCGGAAUCGGGGGUCUAACCGCCAAUUUAAUCAACUUCGGCACCCAAAAGAUUAAAUCUGGCAAUGGGUGGCGAAUCUCCCUCGCCAUGGCUGGUUUCCCCGCUUCAAUCUUAACCCUCGGCGCCUUUUUCCUUCCUGAAACCCCUAACAGUCUCAUUCAGCGUGGCAAUUCCCACCAACUGGUCGACGAAAUGCUCCAACGAAUCCGUGGCACGCCCAAUGUCCAAUCCGAGCUCGCCGACCUAAUCAAAGCCAGCGAGAUUGCUAAAUCCAUCGACAAUCCAUUCAAGAACAUCAUGAGAAGAAAAUAUAGACCCCAAUUAGUGAUGGCCAUUGCCAUACCCUUCUUCCAACAAGUCACUGGAAUCAAUGUAAUCGCUUUCUAUGCCCCUGUUUUGUUUAGAACAAUCGGGUUGGGGGAAAGCGCUUCGUUGUUCUCUGCAAUCAUGACGGGCGCUGUUGGGCUUGUCACUACGUUCAUAUCAAUGCUGGUGGUGGACAAAUUGGGGCGGAGGGUUCUGUUCAUAGCUGGCGGUUUGCAAAUGUUUGUGUCACAGGUGAUUGUUGGUGGCCUACUUGCAGCACUGUUGGGAGACCAAGGGACUGUGAGUAAAGGCUAUAGCUAUUUGCUUUUGGUGUUGAUAUGUGUGUAUGUGGCUGGAUUUGGGUGGUCUUGGGGGCCAUUGGGAUGGCUUGUACCAAGUGAGAUAUUUCCAUUGGAGAUCAGGUCAGCAGGGCAGAGUAUAACAGUGGCAACAAAUUUUGUGUUCACAUUCAUAAUUGCUCAGACAUUUUUGGCAAUGUUGUGCCAUUUGAAAGCAGGUAUUUUCUUCUUCUUUGGAGGGUGGGUAGUGGUAAUGACUGUGUUUGUGUAUUAUUUUCUGCCUGAGACUAAGAAUUUACCCAUUGAGAAGGUGGAGAGAGUGUGGAGAGAGCAUUGGUUUUGGAAGAGAGUUGUCGGGGAAGAUGAUGAGGAGGAGGAGAGGAAGGUGGGGGAUUUUCAAUCUUCACUUUGAGGAUUCAAUCUCAUACACACAUGGGGUUGUCAUUUGGGUUUUUGCUUAAAGUUAAAGGUAGGUCUAGAGUUCAAAACAUUGGAUGAUGAAUGAUCUUUGGUCAUUUUAUACCGUUAGAUGUAUGGGAGGUAAAUUAAACUUUGUAAUUUUGUUAUUCAUAUAAUGGUAGGAAAAUGAUCAAUUGAACAACUA